GUCUUUACUAUGUAUGGAAACCUCCAUGGGACGAAUCCCAGAGGACGUUCCACAUGAUUUCACGAAAAUCCGAAUCGAAAACUGCCACCUGACUGAGUUGCCACGAGGAUCUUUUUCUAAAAUUAGUGCCUUGGAGUUCCUCUGGUUGAAUUUCAAUGAGAUCACCCUGAUGAACAUCAAAAGCCUGGAGGGGCUGGCUAACCUCACUGAGCUCAGGCUGCAAGGGAACAAGCUGACUUCGGUACCAUGGGCCGCAUUUCAGGACACCCCGAAACUGAAGAUUCUGGACCUCAAGCACAAUCGCCUGGAUGUCCUGCCUGAGCACGCUCUCAGACACUUACCUGCACUGACCUACUUAGAUUUAUCCUUCAACCAGCUUAGUGUCAUAUCAAAAGAUGUGUUCACUCAGUGGCCUCUUUACCAAUCGGCAGAGAAGUCGUGGGGGAAAGAGGGACUGGUCUCCAACGUGGUUCUGGCGCUGCACGAUAACCCCUGGUUGUGCGAUUGUCGCCUCAAACGCUUCGUCGAGUUCAUCCGGACGGUCGGCCCUCCCAUCAUUCUGAUGAACUCUUAUCUGAAGUGUUCGGGCCCGGCCUCCAAAGCUGACAAGUUCUUCCACGAGAUCCAGCUGAAAACAUGCAUGAAGCCCGUGGCCUCUGCCCCAGAGACAAACAUCACUUUGCCUCUUGGAGCAAAUGCAACACUCACAUGCUUAGUCAAGGCCAGGCCGGGCCCGAGCAUUCAGUGGCUGUACAGUCUGAAGAUUAUAAGAGGAUUUGCUGCUAAAGAGACUCAAAUAAAUGAAGAGACCAUCUCAUCCCAGCUGGUGAUCCCGUCUCUCCAGCUGGCAGACCGAGGACUCUACACCUGCAUGGCAAACAACUUCAUUGGCAACUCCUCUGUCAGCAUCUCGGUCAACAUCAGCACCUUCAAUUCCUCCUAUCCCCUCCCUCCGCCUGUCCCCAGGUUGUCGUCUGAUGACAAUACCUUCAUCGACAUCCGCAUCGCCAAGCAGACAGUUUACGGUAUCACCCUGGAGUGGCAUGCAACAACAGAAAACCCAGCUGAAACCUGGUUCACCAUCCACUUCGGCAAAUACGAUUCACCCAAAAAGGAGUUGAUCUACAUCGGCCCAGGCAUCAACAGCUACUCCGUCGCUGACCUGCUUCCUGUCACCAAGUACGAGGUCUGCGUGACCCUAAAGAAUCAUCCACCGAGGGAGGGCCAGUGCAUCGUGUUCGUGACGGGGAGCGACAUCAGCGAGAUGGAGCAAAGAGAGAGGCUCAUCCAUAUCAUCGUCAUCGUGUGCGCCAUGGUGCUUGCGGUGCCGGCAGGCAUGUACGCCUGCACCACCGAGGCCAGGUUCAGCUGCUUUGAUCGCUGCGUGGAUCUGUGGAAGAAGCGCAGACGGCACGGAGAGAGCAUGCAGGGAACGGAGAGGCAGGGCACCUUUGACAGUCUGCAGGCAACCAGCGAGGAGGGCCUGUGCAGAGACUCGGAGGAAAAGCCAAAAAAUAGGCGGAAGUCUCAGGACAGGUGCAAAGGAGGAAGCGCAGCUCAUCUGUACUAGCAGCAAAGUUGAGAAAUGUACAUAAAUGUGAAUUUGUAAA
Messenger RNA from Acanthopagrus latus (yellowfin seabream), 1610 nucleotides. RefSeq names its product leucine-rich repeat, immunoglobulin-like domain and transmembrane domain-containing protein 2. Gene Ontology annotation, molecular function: protein binding. The record is from RefSeq and is a predicted model, not a curated record. Bases 14 to 1570 code for a protein of 518 amino acids. NCBI's taxonomy places the organism in Eukaryota, Metazoa, Chordata, Actinopteri, Spariformes, Sparidae. The transcript has 2 exons.